Molecule: messenger RNA, 5663 nt
Organism: Misgurnus anguillicaudatus (oriental weatherfish)
Lineage: Eukaryota; Metazoa; Chordata; Actinopteri; Cypriniformes; Cobitidae
Source: RefSeq, a predicted model, not a curated record
CAACUUCAGAGGGUAUCAAGAGGUCGCUGAGGAGUGUGGGACGGUGGCGGACUCUGUUAAUGUCUGCCUACUCAUUGGUAAGGUGCGUGUCCCCUGCGUCCGCGUCGGUCGCCCGUUUAGGAUUGCGCCUUAUGGCACUAUUGCUCGUGUAAAACGCAAGAAAGGCACGUUGGGAACGAAAUCUCAAUUUUCCGCGCUUGCGCUGUCAUUUUCGUUUGACGGUUCACCAACGUUGGAGCUUGCGCCGUAAUUGUCGAUGCAUUGAUAGCUAGCCAGCUAGUUAGCAGGAGGAGAACUAGCCCAUUCGGUGGUUAGCCAGUCAGCUGAAACUCUGAACUGUCAUUACAUCACGCUUAGUACGUUCAUUUUCCCCAACCGAUCCGUUUAACACUUACUGUACAUAUCCUGGUGUAUUAACGAACGACUCAAUCGGCAAAAGGGUGACUCGUGGGGGGCAGGGAGAGACCGACGGAGGCGCAGUGAGCCAGGAGCGGCCGAUGAGUUCAGACCAGGGCGGAGAGCCGCAGCUGCAGGAGGAGGCUGAGCCGGGACCCAAAACCCGUGGGGAGGAAGAGAUCACACCCGGGACCGGGGGAGACUCAGGCGUCAUGGUCACUGCUAAAGGAGCUGGUCUAAACCCUAAUGCCAAGGUGUGGCAGGAGAUCCCUGCAACACAAACUGAGGCUCCUGCGGAUGACACUGAGGCCUCCCCCUGGUCCCAGAACAAUAUGGCCGAAGGUAAACAAUACGCACCAGGUUUCUCCCCGAUGGAGAACAACAGCAUCUCUAAUGCUGUAGUGGGUGUGGUGAAUGGUAUGGACCCCCCUGACCAAAGCUUUCCAGUUUGUGAUCACACUACAGCAACUAAUGUGGAAUCCAAGAUCCCCGAGGAACAGCCUCUCUCUGAGGAGUCCUUGCGCGAGUCUCUUAAAAAAGAACUGGAGUUUUGUUUCUCCAGGGAGAACUUAUCUAAGGAUCUUUAUCUAAUAUCUCAAAUGGACAGUGACCAGUUUGUCCCCAUUUGGACUAUUGCCAGCAUGGAAGGAAUCAAAGUCCUCACAACUGACACGGAACUUAUACUAGAUGUCCUGCGAUCAUCUCCAAUGGUCCAAGUUGACGAGAAGGGGGAGAAAGUGCGGCCAAAUCACAAGCGUUGCAUCAUUAUUCUACGUGAAGUCCCGGAGACGACACCUGUUGAGGAAGUGGAAGCCUUGUUUAAAAAUGACGACUGUCCUAAAGUAAUAAGUGUGGAGUUUGCACAUAACAACAACUGGUACAUUACAUUCCAAUCCGAUACAGAUGCUCAACAGGCAUACAGAUAUUUAAGGGAAGAAGUAAAGACAUUUCAGGGAAAACCAAUUAUGGCCAGAAUAAAAGCCAUCAAUACAUUCUUUGCCAAGAAUGGUUACCGCAGCCUGGACUGCAGUGUCUACCCUCAGCAAUCUCAUACACAGUCCCAGUACAGCUCCCCUCUCUUCAUGCAGCCUGUUUACAGUCCCCAGCAGCAGUACCCACUGUAUGGCAUAGUACCUCCGACCUGGACACCAUCUCCGACUCCAUACUUUGAGACUCCUUUGGCACCUUUUCCCAACAGUGGUUUCGUCAAUGGCUUUAGCUCACCUGGACACUACAAAAAUGGCUCAAAUUCUCUUAACCUUGGCCGUCCGUUCAGCAGGAACCGUGUUCCACUCUAUUCAAGAAAGAAUGUAAUAAAUGCCUUCAGGAACCACGUAAAGCCUCAAACGAGGACUAAUGAUGGACUGUCUUCCACUGUGAACCCGGUGGCUCUUGUGGAUGGACUGCCUGGCCUACACAGUCCACAGCUUUCCAACAGCAGUGGACCAGUGCUACCAUCCACUGAGCUUAACUCUUCUUUCUCACACCUCGCUUCCAAUGAGCCAGCUGAUGACGGUACCUUGGGACGUGGAAGGAGAACACCGUACAGGGGCACUCGAAGACGACAUGAUGAUCGCACGGCAAAACCAGUUCCUCUGUCUCAAGUAAAAAUCCCACCCCCCAAGUUUGACCUGGCUGCCUCCAACUUCCCUCCGCUGCCUGGAUGCUCUGCCAGUCCGCAGGGGGAGCCUGUGUUGGAGAACCGCCUCUCGGAUGUUGUACGAGGCCUGAAUAGGGACAAGCAACAGGAUUCAAACAAAGAGUCCACUGUGAGUCCCACAGGCCCAGCCACAGAAGAGACCGUCUCUAGGUCCACCCAGCCUGUUGUCAAGAUGACUGCGCAUGUCCCUGACCCUGUGACCUCCAGCUCGAACCCCCCAGAAAAGAAACUGGAGAAGGCGGAGCCUCCUGUCUAUAAAGAGAUGCCUGUGACUUCUGCCCCCGUCGCAGUGGUGACACCCACCCCCUCACAAACAGCACCUGGUCCGAAGCUUCAGUCCAACUCGACCACUUCUGCGGCUCCGCAGUCUAACACCGCCCCCUCAAGUACCCCGGUGCUGGAACCACGCAAGCUUAGUUAUGCUGAAGUAUGUCAGCGACCCCCUAAGGAUCCCCCUCCUCCAGCACCUGCUUCCAGCCCCAACAAUGCAACCGCACAGCCUCUAAGAGAGCUGCGUGUCAACAAGGUGGACGAGCAGCCCACCAGCCCUGCAAACAAACCGGAGCGGCCUCAGGAAACGGGCGGGAACUGCAAGGCCAGGGAGGGCCGACCGGCCCGUGACUCCCAAGGCUUUAGCCGCAGCAACGGACCCCCCAGAGCCAAUACAGGGGGCUUCAAGCUGCGAGAGCAGCAGAGACGCCCUCCUUUUGGCCAUCGCGGUUCCCCCCAGGGAGGUUCCAGACACACUGGAAAAGAGCAGAACAUCCCACCCAUAUCGCCAAAGUAAAGACUAUGAAAAAGAAACCCUUAAUGUAUGAAUAUUUACCACACACAUAUAUUAAGAUAUAUGUAAAUAUAUAUAAAUAUAUAUAUAUAUAAAGAGAUGAAAUAUGAUAUAAAAGUCCAAAUUUAAAAUGGUAUUCACCUCUCCUGCCUGGAGCACUUCCAGAGGAAAAGUCUCAUGAAGUGACAAUGCACAGACUGGGGUAUCCAGGCAAACGGGCAUCGGAAAUUUAAAGCAGUUAAUGCUUGCUGAAGGACGCCAUCAUAUAGGAAAAAACACUUUAUGCUUCUAACUGGACAAUGUCCCUUCAGAAUGUAAAUCCAUGCUUUUUUUUGUGGUUGUCCUAUGAAAGGAGGAUCGGCCUCCCUUAGCUCUUUUAAGGGGAGGUGAAAAGCGAGUGGUCCGAUGACCCCACUAAUGAUGAGAUUGAUUGGUGGUCCGCAAAAGAGCAUAUGCACUAAGAAAUGGAACAUGCAUAAAAUGUGUCAUGUACCUACCGUAUACAAAGAAAUCACUUUGACAUGCAAUGAUUCAUCUUUUUUCAUUUCUUUUGGGUUGCUUCGUUUGCAAUCACAGGACACCGGGGAUAUGACCUUGGGGUGGUUUGACCGUGUAAAUGAGAAAUUGUUUGAAAGGAUGUGGUUUGCUGUAGAGUUAAUAUUUAGUUUUGGGAAAUAGAUCCCAAAUAGGAUAUGUGAUGAGAGCUUGAGUGGAUAGCUUUGCAUAUAUCUUUAAGGGGUGACAGUGAGGUUUGGAGUUUUGCAUUAGUUUGUGUGACAUACUGUAGCUUGUGGUAAUUCUGUAUGCUGUCGGAAUCAAAUCGCUCGAAUUGAAAUAAAAAAAGCAUUACAGGCAGGAUAAAGAUCAGCUUUGAAACGUUGUUAAUGAUUCUAAUAUAAAGCUUCCUGUCACUUCAUAAAGUCAAAGCGUGCCAGUUACGAUGCUUGCUUAUAUGUGACUGAUUUGCUGAUGGGUGAUUGUUUAUUUUUUUUAUUUUUAAGUAGUUAGAGUAACCAACAGCCUGUGAAUAAUAACUUUUAACAGUCAGGUACAUAGGCACUCAGAUACUUUGUCAUCUCAGAUAUAUUCUUUUAUUUUUAUUUUUUGUAUUGUUGUCCUCCAUGAACUGCUUCUACUCUUACAAAAAUUAACCAUGUUUUUUGGCAUAUUGAUUACCAUUGGUUUUACUACUGUAACCAACUGUAGUAAAACCAUGGUUAAUUUUUGUAUGGAUAAGCACGCUCGGAUAACCUUAUAAUCAGUCAGACUACGUUUACAACAUGGUGGUGGUUUGGUUCAGUGCGAGGAAGAGUCUAGAAUCAAGAUUGUCAAGUUAAUGUGUUUUCUUUGGAGAAGGUUUCUUUAUCAUAAGAGAAUUUAAGAUGGAUUGUGAGCUGUGGAUAGAUUGGAUGGUCAUAGUGAUAUAGGUCAUAAAAGACUAAAGCUUAGUCCUGUCCGUUAUUGAUGAGCCUGAUACUGUUAAAAUAACAAAAUCUGAUAUAUCAAUGCUUGCUGCAAUUGAUUCAAAAUUAGGGCUCAAUCAGUGCACCUAUUUUUGUUUUUGUUGGGCCUUUGCUGGGCAGAGAAAACAGUAGUAGGCCUACUGGUCCCUGUCAAAAUCAUGCUGAUUUUUUUGGUCAUGCACAUAUUUAACGCUCAGAGUUGAUUCUCUGGCUCAGGAUGACAAAUCUCAUCUCUCCAUUCCUGUUAGUUACAGCAUCGUCACACUUUUCUAUGAACUUCCAACUUGGCAACGCUUUAAUAUUGUAAAUACCAGGCACAGUCAUUUCAUGCCAUUUUGUAGUUUUAAGGUGACGAGGUUCGUAGGAGAAUUGAAUGUUAAAACGCUCGGUGUCCCGUGAAUGUGUCCUCCAUGAAUUGUAAUACAAUUUUCAUAUUUAAGCUAUUAUGUUUCUUCCCUAAAGAGUGUUUUGACUGUUUGAUAAACAGCAAUAUCUGGGGAAUAAUCCUCUCGAAACGAUAUUUCUUAUAGGUCUGCCAUUGUAACGUGAGUGUCUUCGUUGCUUUUUUGCCAAUGCCAGUGUAUUGAUUCUGAUCGGGUGGCAUGUGUUUUGGCAAUUACAGAUUGACAGUAGCUUUUGUAGGUGGUACCCGACAGUGACUGAGUUGUGCGAAAACCAUUAACUUGAGGAAUGUGAGAAGCAGGGACGCGUUCACUACAAAAGAAAGCGCUGUAAUGAAUUGGUGCUGUUAUUUGGACGUUUAAUCAGGAGGAUACAGUAUUGCUGUUAAAUUCAUUGUAAGUAUUGCUUUUAAAAUUUGAUUUUAAUUUAUUUUAAUCCUGCUGUCCAUCCCCCACACGACCCCCUAUACUUGUAACUUGUUAUCAUGACUAUGUACAAUGAGACAUUGGGAGAAAAUCACAGAUUUAACAUAUUUGUAUAUUUUUUUGAAAUUUCAGCCGAGAAAAUACUUGAUGAUGCAUUUACUAGAGGCUUAGUAAUGCGGUAAAUAACACAUCACUGGGGCUUUUUUCUUGUUUUCAUUUAAUGAAUAUGAGCAGCUAGUGGUUUAGCAUAAUGAAAUGCACUAACUUGUUUAAAAAAACCUUAUUGUUAUGUAAUGUGAAAUUAUACUAGGAGCAUAAGGUAAUGAUAUUGAUGUUGACAGGCUUGCAAAAAUCUACCGAAAAUAGCAAAUUUCUCUUUAAUGUUUGGGUUAUUAUUGUUAAUUGAUUUAGGGGUUGGUGUGGCAAAGGGGGAAAUUAUAUAACAUUGGAUUGAAGUGUACGAGACACUAAAUUCUAGCUGUCUGCAUAAAAUGUCACAAAAAGAAAAUAAAUUAUUUUGUUUUGGCCUUACA